GCAACACUGACUGUCAUGGGUUUGCAAAUUAACAUUACGGUUAUUGGCAGGUUCCUGUUUCGUAGUGGAAAUCAGGAGCACCCUGGAGACAAGAUUGAAAACACAACGGUGGAAAUACUGCCUGUCUCGGACGCUGGACUACAGGCUAAAGAAAAGUAUAAACGUACUGAAGAUCGCUUUUACAGGAUUGGUCAGUUUGAGAAAGGCGUUGCAGAAGGAGCAGUAGAUCCAUCUCUUAAUCCUGUUUUGGCACUUCGACUCUCUGUUCACAAAGACUCAGCUGUGUGGGCAAUUCUGAGUGAAAUCCAUAUUAAGAGGAUAGCAGUCUGACUGAUACUGGCCAUGAGACAGUUGACUCAUGGCUCUCAGAGGACCAAACUCUAGACUGCUUUUGUAGAGACACCUACAAUGAACUCACCAGAGCCAAUACAGCCUCUCAUAAUGGAAGUGCUCCUCUCUGGCUCUGCUCCUCUGCCUGUCACUUUUCAUUCUGCUCAGCAUCACUUUGUUUUCUUUAAUCCCAUCUACUUCCUUCAUGACUGUUGCAGUGUGUGAGAAUGUGAAUACUACUGCAGCAAAAUGAAGACAACAGCUGUGGCUCUCAGUGACUGUCUUUCUCAGCUGCUUUGGAUGUAAUACAAAUAUGAAGAAUGAGGACAAUCUUCACAUCUUGGGAAAACCAGUCAGCUGAGUGCUGGUUCAGAUGCUGCCAAAUCCUUAUUUUACUUGAUGCUGCCACCUGUGGGCAGAUUGGGGUAUUGCACUGUCAGAACAAUUGUGUUAUCGAGGUUUCGGAUCAAGAAUGUCGUCAGUGAUGGCCAGUUGUUCUGCUCUCAUCUUUGAAGUAUUUGAUAAACACCAGCCCGAAUUAUACAUACACACAUACUUAUCAUUUUUUAUUUUACAGUUUUUAACAUUUGGCACAGAGAACAUACUAACGUUUUACGUUACAGAAGUCAGUACUGUGAACACUGACCUGUGUUCUUCAUUUUAUUCAGUUUAUUUUAUGAACUCAGUGCAAUUUGACUGAAUCCAUCUCACUAUUUCAGAAUUUGUCAUCCAUCGCCUUUGCAACACAGUCUUUAAAGAACAUAUUGUUAUAUUGAUAUACAUAUUACAGCUAUGACGAUCUAUGAAGGUGAAUUAAUUUAUUUGAAAUAAAUCUUUUAAUUUGUACAAGAUGUCAAAUAUAUUUUUAUUAUAAUAGAUGUUUAUGGUAGUUUAAUGACAUAAUUAUUUGCAAACUGUAUUGUUUAUCGUUUUAUUUUGACUUUGUUAAUAUAGCUGCUCAUUGUAAUUUUGUAAUGCAUAUGUAGGCCCAGCCAUAGGCUACUAUUCUGUAAAGAUUUCGGGUAUACAUUGCAAACUUUAAGUGCUAGACUUGAUUUGUAGGGUUUGGUCUAAACUGUAGUGAAUGUGCCUUAUAUUCACUUUCAUGAUCCACCAUCUGAGUGUCUCUUUCUAAUCACCUUGCUGGCUAUUAUAUGUUAAAUUUAUUGACCAGACAAGCCCUAUUCACUGUAGUUUGUGUUUACAUCUCAACGGUAACCACAUUGUUUGCACUACAUUGCCAUAUAACCUACUGUUCCACAUGUAUUGACCCAAUAAUUUAUUUAACAUUUUAAAUUAUACAACUUAAUGACUACUGAUGGCAGCCCUACUUUGUAUUCUUCUUAGUAAUAUUUAACUGAACCCCAUUAGUCAUUUUACUUCCGUAGACACUGUAAAACUUUGUAAAUAUUUAGUCAACUUUCAUUUCUUGCCUGACUUUACUUGUAAAAGAGAUAUUUGUGUUUUAACUUGAAGUCAUUGUAAGUGCAUUCUCAUUGUAGCGAUCAGUGUUUCUAGGGAGAUGUGAAGUGCCUUUUUCCUGAAUAGUUUUGUCCAUUUGUGGUUGUGCAACAGUUUUCCGUGAAUUCUUGUGAAGUUGGUACAUCAAGCAGGUUAUUUUGGGAAUUGACUUUGUCCACUUGAACUAGUUACGUGCAUGACAUAAUUUAAAAACCUACGUCAGCACUGUACAUUACAUUUAAAGACACAAAUUCUUCCUUUGCUCAACACAGCCAUUGGUUCAUGUGCCUUCAUGUACAUGUGUCUGCCUUCCUCUGAAGCUUUGCCAUCUUCAUUGUCAUUUUUAAAUAAACAAAUGGUUUGCUACAAGUCA
Messenger RNA from Boleophthalmus pectinirostris (great blue-spotted mudskipper), 2164 nucleotides. RefSeq names its product alpha-1,3-mannosyl-glycoprotein 4-beta-N-acetylglucosaminyltransferase A-like. The record is from RefSeq and is a predicted model, not a curated record. Gene Ontology annotation, cellular component: endoplasmic reticulum; Golgi stack; endoplasmic reticulum-Golgi intermediate compartment. Lineage: Eukaryota; Metazoa; Chordata; Actinopteri; Gobiiformes; Gobiidae. Gene Ontology annotation, molecular function: acetylglucosaminyltransferase activity. The coding region runs from base 16 to 330 and encodes 104 amino acids. The transcript has 4 exons. Gene Ontology annotation, biological process: protein N-linked glycosylation.